UACGCUACAAGAGCCUCUAGCCAUCACUUUUCCCUACAAAGUUCAGCGUCUUCCAGUAGGCCACCGGCAACCAAUCAGAUAGAUUCAGCUCCAAAAGUUAUUUAUAACAGUGAAGCAACGGUUGGAGAUGAGGGUGAUGACGGAGAGUAUGACGAUGACGAAGAGGAGGGUGGUGGUACAACGGAAGAUGGCAGCAUUGAUACUGAAGAAGAGGUUGUUGGUGCUAAAAAUCAAGUUGAAAACUCUGUUAAUCACACCACUAAGGCUGGAAAAAUUUAUGCUCCUCGGCCUAUUAGUAGAAGAGGCCGCCAAAGACGACACACUUUGGGCCCCACGGAUGGAGAUGUGGCCCUCUGGUCUUAG
Protopolystoma xenopodis is the source of this 363-nucleotide messenger RNA. NCBI's taxonomy places the organism in Eukaryota, Metazoa, Platyhelminthes, Monogenea, Polystomatidea, Polystomatidae. The record is from the annotation of a GenBank genome assembly.